UAUGCAAAGCACACAAAAUACUAGUAGUUGGUCAUUUGAUAUUUUGACAAAAAAAUUGGUCAUUCGAUAUCAUCUCUGCCAGUCGGGAUUGGGGAAAUUAGAGCCUCGCGUCGUCGACGUCGGCUACGAAAAUGGCAGUGCCCAACAGCAGCAGCAUCUUCAUCGCAAAAUCAGCGCCGUCUGCGGUCUUCCCAUUGUCAUCAUGUGGAAUGAGUGGCGGCAGUAUUGACUUCAAGCCCAGACGGAGUAGGAGGAUGGAAGCUGGGCGAUCAAAGUUGCGCCUUGUAUGUGCGGUUGGUCGCACCAAUACUAGUGGUAAUAGCAAUAGUAGCAGCAGCAGCGAUGGUAGUAGGAAGAAAGCGGUGCCAAAUUCGAAUUAUGUGGUGCCCUUGGAUAAAUCCUUCUCUUCCGCAUGCUCAUCCUGCAUCACUCGCCCCCUCUCAGAAAUCCUGCGUGAUCUCAACAAGAGGAUUCCCGACAACAUCAUCAAACCAUCUUCCCCCGCAACCACCUUCAUCCCCUGGUACCAUGCCAACCGCAUGCUUAGCUUCUAUGCCCCUGGAUGGUGUGGAGAGAUACGCGAUGUUAUAUUCUCUGAAAAUGGUAGAGUCACUGUGGUAUACCGUGUUACCAUACGAGGAUCAGAUGGAGAGGCAUACCGCGAGUCAACUGGGACAGUUUCAUCCAGUGAUGCACCCCUGGUAGAUCCUGUUGCUGCAGCAGAGGAAUUAGCGUUUUGCAGUGCAUGUGCCCGGUUUGGUCUUGGCUUGUAUUUAUAUCAUGAUGAAUAAAUGCUAUAGACUGCAAGGAGGGGACAUUCAGCAUUUCUAGUUAUUGCUCUUUUGAGAUAUUAGAAGAUUGUAUUUAAUGUCCACCCUUCAAACUAGUGUAAAUAUCCUGCAUAAUCCAGUUUGGGUUUGUUUCA
This is a messenger RNA of Hevea brasiliensis (rubber tree), 925 nucleotides long. Its product is annotated as DNA repair RAD52-like protein 2, chloroplastic. Gene Ontology annotation, molecular function: DNA binding. Lineage: Eukaryota; Viridiplantae; Streptophyta; Magnoliopsida; Malpighiales; Euphorbiaceae. The coding region runs from base 132 to 791 and encodes 219 amino acids. The record is from RefSeq and is a predicted model, not a curated record. Gene Ontology annotation, biological process: double-strand break repair via homologous recombination. The transcript has 4 exons.